Messenger RNA from Neopelma chrysocephalum (saffron-crested tyrant-manakin), 2975 nucleotides. RefSeq names its product inositol-pentakisphosphate 2-kinase (gene IPPK). Gene Ontology annotation, cellular component: nucleus. Lineage: Eukaryota; Metazoa; Chordata; Aves; Passeriformes; Pipridae. The record is from RefSeq and is a predicted model, not a curated record. Gene Ontology annotation, molecular function: inositol-1,3,4,5,6-pentakisphosphate 2-kinase activity; ATP binding. The transcript has 16 exons. The coding region runs from base 305 to 1738 and encodes 477 amino acids. Gene Ontology annotation, biological process: inositol phosphate biosynthetic process.
UUUCUCCUCUUCCUCUAGCUGGAGUUGAGGAAAAAUAGAAUGACAGAACACUUGCUCAAACUUUAUUUUUAACAGGAUAAACCAAGGCUGUAAGUCUUGGAGAGAAACCAGCCAGGAACUUCUAUGACAUAUUUUAUGCUUUUUUAAAGUAUUCGAGACACUGACUCUGUUUUCCUUUACUCCAGGUGUUCCUGCUGGAGAGAAAAUGACUUGCAGCGACUGGAAUAAACAACAUUGAAAGCAACGUGGCAUCUGCUUGAGGACCUUGAAAUAACUGCUUCUGCCAGGAUUAUCUGCUCCAUGAAUGAAGAAUGAACAAACACACAAGAAACUGAGGAAAAAGCGCUGUGUGGUGCUGCGGUUCCUGAAGUCCCCCCCCAACCAGACUAAGACUUCACAGGAAAUACUACACCAUCUGCAAAACAUCGUAGACUUUGGAAAACAUGUGAUGAAGCAGUUCUUUGGGGAGAACUACAUUCACCACGGGGAAAUUAUUCAACUGCCUUUAGACUUCGUAAGACAGCUCUGUUUGAAAAUCCAGCCAGAGAGGCCAGAGUGUCGCUGUGACAAGGACAUGGACACCCUGAGCGGGUUCGCGAUGUGCCUUCCCAACCUGACGCGGCCGCAGAGCUACCGCCUGGCCGAGCACCGACCCCUGCUCUGCAUCGAGAUCAAGCCAAAGUGUGGCUUCAUUCCUUUCUCCAGCCAUGUUUCACAGGAGAUAAAGCACAAGGUGUGUCGUUACUGUAUGCAUCAGCAUCUAAAGGUAGCAAACGGAAAAUGGAAGCGACCCAGUAAAUAUUGCCCGUUGGAUCUCUUCUCAGGAAACAAACAGAGAAUGCACUUUGCUUUGAAGAGCUUAUUACAGGAGGCACAGAACAACUUGAAAAUAUUUAAGAAUGGUGAACUAAUUUAUGGCUGUAAGGAUGACCAGGACUGUGUCUCUGACUGGAACGAACUCGCUCGUCACUUAAAACCUUUCUUUUUCCCCUCCAACGGGCUGGUGAGUGGCCCCCACUGCACAAGGACAAUUGUUAAAGAACUGAUCCAGGUGAUAACCAUGACGCUACUGAGUAGCACCGACACCUGCAGGGCAGGUGACAUGAAGACAGUUCCCGUCUCACAAGGACGAAGCUACUGUGAAGCAAGUGCUUUCAACAAGGAGCUGGUUAGGAACGGUAAACACAAAUUGGAAAGCUCUGGCUUACCGAGGGGUUGUCUCCUUUAUAAAACCCUUCAGGCUCAGAUGCUUGACAUGCUGGAUAUUGAAGGACUCUAUCCUUUGUACAGUAGAGUUGAACAGUACUUGGAGGAAUUCCCUGAAGAGAGGAGUACAUUACAGAUAGAUGGACCUUACAAUGAGGCGUUUUAUGAGAAGCUGCUGGAUCUUUCCACGGAGGAUGACGGGACAGUGGCGUUCGCGUUAACAAAGGUGCAGCAGUACAGAAUAGCCAUGACUGCUAAAGACUGCUCCAUCAUGAUUGCCCUUUCCCCCUGUCUGCAGGAUGAAUGCUCUGAGCAAAGAUCUGUGGUACUGGCAUCCAAAUCCAGAUUCACCUUUUCCGUCUCUGUGCUGGACCUGGACCUGAAGCCCUAUGAGAGCAUUCCCCACCAGUACAAACUGGAUGGGGAGAUAGUCAACUAUUACCUGAAGAAUGUACAGGCCAAAGAUGACCCUGUUAUGUCCAACCUCUUCAAGGAGAAUGAAGACUGCACAUUAGUUCUCCAUAAAGUGUAACCAUUUCCUUGAGGUUAUUUUUAUUCAAACACAUUAGAAAGUGAAAGAGUAAUGGAAUACAGUUAUGGUGAUUUUUUUUUCUUUUCUAUUGUGUUCAGUGCAUUUUUCAGCUGUGAAUGUUUUUGCUUUAUGAAAUGAUUUCUAAUGGGUGAUGCCUUCUCAGAGCCCUGAGACAGCAUUUGCUAGAUAACCUUAAUGAAUGUAUUUAAUGUGACAGAACAGGUAAUGUGCCAUACCUUGGAACUAGAGGACAGAGCAAAUUAAUACAAAAAGUCUACUUAGAAUUGAAAGAGCACAGAAUUAAAGGUUUCCUGAAGUAUUGCACUAACAUAGAAAGCCUAAUUACUAACAAGAGAAUUGCCUUGGAGCCUGUGCUUUGAGUCUCACUCAUCCUUCCUAGAGGAGGGAAUGCUCUGGCAAAUCCUGAUAUAACAUUUUAGCAUUAAUCCACUGAAAAUACAACUGUGCAGUGGCUGAUCUGUGAAACUGCCCUGUCACUGCAGAACACUUAAGUACUAAAUGCAUGGAUUAGGAACACCAGGCUGCCUCCAGAAGUUUUGUGAUCAUCUUGUAUCUACCUAAAGCUUCUGAAAUUAAGUGCAAAGGGUUAAGGUAAACACCUCUGAGUUUUAUGUCAUAGCUGGGCUUAACUCUCCUGCCCUACUGGUUUUUAUUGUCCCUACAUGAUAUGCUGCUAUUGGAGGUGAAACCACAGCUCACUCUCACCUAGUUUAAGCUGAGCUACAAGAAGAAUUUGUUCUGAGUUUUACAGUUCAUUUCAGGUCUUUCAGGUGGUGCCAGACAUUGGCAUUAUUACACUGAUGCCCCACAUGCUGUGCAGCACCAACAGCUGCUUCAGGCUCCUUCAUUUUAAGUGACACAGAAAAAAGGUGACAGCAUCCCAUUUUCUGCCCUGAAGCUGCAGGGGGUCAGUCUCGUGCCAAGGUGGGCUUGUAUCACUGCUGCAGGGAUUUUUGGGAUGGCUUUACUCUGUAAGCAGUGCUAUGUGCAGCUGAAGGCUGGUGAGUGGCUGCAGUAAAGCCAUCCUUGGGGAAGAUCCCGAGUUGGAGACUGGGGAUAUAUCCAAAACUGAGUGUACUAUGAUAAAAUCUACAUCCCCUUUUCCCUCAGGGAUUGCACACCCUGAAGGGUGCAGAGAUGCUCAAGCCACAGGCUGAGGAGCUGGAUGCAGCCUGUGCUCAGCAUAUCAGGGUCUCAGUGUAAUGUUGCCCAGAGC